CAUACAAUAUGUCCAGAUUAAAAUUGUCUUUCGUAUAGCAUACAAGUGACUUAAAUUUUGUAAUAACAAUAAUAUAUAAAUACAUAAAUUUUUUUCAACUACCAAUAUGGCAUUGGAGAUAUUUUUGGGCCAUGUAGAAAAUUAUUUUGAACAAUUUGAUGAUUAUAACAAUGUCUCGCCUUAUUUACAAGAUAUUAAAAAUCAGUGGGAUGAAGUAAUGAAUCUAGUAUUUGCUAAUAACACUGAUCUCGAUGUAUUACGUAAUUAUAUAGAACCUUGGAGUCAUCAAAUUCUUGUGAAAAUCUACCCGCUUACAAAAAGAAAUCACAAUAUUUCUUCAUACAGUGUAGAAACUAUUAAAAAAAUUUUUUUUUCGUUCCUGAAUUGGCAAUUGCUAACAAAACCUUUAGAUCUAUAUUCAAUAAAAAUGGAAAUUCAACAAAAAUAUGUUGAUCAAGGACUAAUUCCUGUCGAAGUUGUUUGUACUGCUGCAAUGGAUGAUUAUUUUGCCAUUUGCACAAAAAGAAUAAUGUAUUUUUAUCGUAAUGAAAACAUUAAAAGGGCAAUUUACAAAGUAAAAUUGGAUUAUGAAAUAUCCGAUAUUUUAACGAUUCAUUUCUAUCAAACUGAAAUAUCUGAUUUGAUUGCCAUUGUACGUUUGAAUAAUUAUGAUUUAAAAUUUUAUGACGUCAAGUAUAGAAAAGAAAUUUUAAAGGAUAAUAGGCUCAUAGCCCAUAAUUUAUGUGUCGGUACUCAUCACCAUUUUUUUUUGGAAUAUGAUUCUACUAUUACUGACUGUCGAGUUUUGUUAAUAAACAAUCAAUUUGAUAUCUGUGAAGGUGCGAAAAUUACAUUAUUUAGAAAAAAAAGGGACAAUGAAGUUCUUCACAUGUUUUCAGAAUCUAAUAAGUUGCUGGUAGUUUGUCAAGAAAACGUGGCCAAUUUUAUAGUAAGAGAAUUAGAAAUUCCUACUUUUCAAAACGAUGAUUUUCAGUUAACGAGUACAGAAAUAGAUAUCAGUGAUUUACAAGGAACACGGAAUUCAGUCUCCCAAAUUUUAAUACCAGUUAAUCAAAUUAUAAUGAGUGCAGUUGAGAGAAGAAAGUCGUUCUCUUCUUAUAUGCAAAAACAAAUGAUAAGGAUUAGCGCAUGCGUCAUUCUUCCUACAGAUGCAAAACUUUAAAUUUUUGGGUGCAGAUUUGGUAAAAACUCGUAUGCACAUCUCAGAGGAAGGUAGGACGUCUCAAUCUCGCCUCGGCUAGAGUAGACAAUUAUACACGGGAUUUUGAAUCUUCAACUUUACAUCCCUUGAUGUGUAAUGUACUAUUUUAACGUAUCUGCACCGAAAGUUUGAAUUCUCGCCUCGUUUAGAAGGAUGCAAUUCAUACUUUUCUGUUAUGAGAAGACAAAUGAUUAAUAUUAGCAUGCGUCAUUUUUUCAAUGAACAGAGGUGAGAAUUCAAAUUUUCAGGUGCAGAUCUGGUGAAAAAUAGUAUACAUAUUACGGAGGAAAAUAGAACGCCCCAAUUCGCUUGCUUGCCACCUUCGCCUUUAGCUCGGGUAGGUAAUUGCGUAUGCGGAUUGGAAUGUCUUACUCUCUUAGUGUGUAACAUACUAUUAAAACUUAAUUUUUAAGGUUAUACAACUAAAUAUUCACAAUGAAAUAUUCGCGAUCGAACAAUAAAUUAUGAAUCAAUUAUCAUUAUUCAUUUUUUAUAAUAUAUCAUAUAGAUAUUUUUAGCGAUAAUAUUUAAUCUGGUCCAUAAUGU
Molecule: messenger RNA, 1768 nt
Organism: Microplitis demolitor
Lineage: Eukaryota; Metazoa; Arthropoda; Insecta; Hymenoptera; Braconidae
Exons: 6
Coding region: 107-1183 (358 amino acids)
Molecular function (GO): protein binding
Source: RefSeq, a predicted model, not a curated record